AUGUAUUCGAACGUAUCACAAAUUAAUAGCAAAGAUGGUAAAGAUUCAUUUGAUUUAGAUAUUCAAACCGGUAUGGAAGAGUUUUGGCAAAUUUUUCAAUUACCAUUCGCAAAUACACCUGAAACGAUUCAUUUAGAUGAACAAGCGAUUAAACAAACAGUAGAAGAAUUUUUGUCAUUUAAUGGUAGGGCUGCUGCUGCUUGUACAACACUUACUAGACCGUUUGCAAGUGAUGAAGAAGGUCCUCAUGCUGAUUUGUUGAAACCUGCAAUGAGUUCAAAAAAGGUUGGAACUCAAACUAUUUUUGUCUUGAUUGUAGAUUAUGCUUCAUCAAAUUCAACUCCAUUCUUUUGUGAUCUUGCAGAGGCUGUGAUGUUAAUCUUAGGGAUUCCUUUUAGAAUGAGACUUUUACCACAAAUGACAGAAGAUCCUGCUGCAUCUUAUUAUCGACUAGAAGAAGCUUAUACUCAAAACUUGGCACUUGAACCACUCUUUGAAUUAUAUGAAAGACGAAAGGUUACGUUUUCAAGAGUAAUUUGGCUGAAAGGUUUUACUUAUCGUGACUUACUAGAGACUUUAAGGAUCAGUCUUAUGAAUCAAGCAACAAUGGUCUGUAGUAUGGAUUGGAAAGAACAUGAUGUUUUUUUAAUUUCCAACAAUCGCUGGCGUACACGUGAUUUAGACGGAAAUCUUUUCAGAGGCUCCAAGUCUACCUCGCCUCUCAGCAAAGCUCCACCUCGUGGUGCAGACCAGGCGCAGAUUGUAGACGUGAUCAAGGGCAAUCUCUAG
Messenger RNA from Melampsora larici-populina 98AG31, 789 nucleotides. RefSeq lists its product as uncharacterized. The transcript has 5 exons. NCBI's taxonomy places the organism in Eukaryota, Fungi, Basidiomycota, Pucciniomycetes, Pucciniales, Melampsoraceae. The record is from RefSeq and is a predicted model, not a curated record. The coding region runs from base 1 to 789 and encodes 262 amino acids.